Messenger RNA from Phasianus colchicus (ring-necked pheasant), 6285 nucleotides. NCBI's taxonomy places the organism in Eukaryota, Metazoa, Chordata, Aves, Galliformes, Phasianidae. The record is from RefSeq and is a predicted model, not a curated record.
CUUUUUUUCGGUCGUUCCUCUUCGCUUUCCGCUUCCUCCCUCCUCACCCGAACCUCCUUCAGCCUCACCACGCGCUCCCGUCCGGCUGUGCUUCGCCAGGUGCCGCCCCUCGCGAGGCGGCGUCCUCAUCGCGCGGCUGCGCGGGGCGGCGGACAAGAUGGAGGUAAAAGAUGCGAAUGCUGCUCUGCUGAGUAACUUUGAGGUGUUCCAGCUACUCACUGAUCUUAAGCAGCAGCGCAAGGAGAGUGGAAAAAGCAAGCAGAGCUCUGGUCAGCAGAAUCUGAACACAAUCAUGUAUGAGACACUGAAAUACAUCUCAAAAACACCAUGCAGAUACCAGAGUCCUGAGACUGUCAAAGAGUUCCUCGUUGCAAUGAAGGGCCAUAAGCUGACCAAGUUACAGUACAGAACUCAGUGCUGGUCAGGCUGCUUGUGGUGUCCCAAGAUAGAAGUUCUGGCUGCUGUUACAGAGCUGAUAGUGUUGUGCUGGCAAAUUGUGCACUUUCUGUAAGAUCAUCCCCCAAAGCCUUUUCUUUCUGUUGCUGCUGAUAUUUGCUACUGAGAUUACCAACAUCUCAGGCCAACACUGCUUUUCUGCUGAUGCUCCUCUACUUUGUGAUGCAUUCUCUUGACAAUGGCACACACAGGAGGAAAAAAAAAGAGGCAAUUUUCCAAUUAAAUACAUGUAUUAUAUAUAAAUGUGUGUAAAAACCAUUUACACCUUUCAGAGUAAUUUCAGAUAGCUGCCUUGCUAAAAGGAGCAAUUUCCAGGACAACUAAACGUGUUUUACUGAUGUAAUCAGCAAAGUAUGGCACAGCACAGGCUUUUUCCUUGUCAUCAGUUAUUUUGGUUUAAAAAAAAAAAAAUUGCAACUGUAGAACUGAGGGAUUUCUUUUUUAUAAUGAAAAAACUCAGAACUGACAUCAUAGUGAGUUUUAUUUUUACCUUGAUGAGGCCUCAAGCUUUGGCUAAUGCUGCAGUACAGUAAGUUGUGUUGUACUUGGAAAUAAAGCAGCUAAUUUUCCAGUUUUAGUCUCUGGAAUAGUUUUUAAGGUGGUGUGAAUGGCACUGCAUGAAAAGAACAUUUAUUAAGCUGUGCUCUGUAUUUGUGAUUAAAUGAAAACUGGCUCUCCUGGUACUUCUUUCUGUUCCUGAUAACCUGUCUUGGAUCAAAAUUAGGAAUAAUCAAUUUUCCAAUCACUGAUAUUAUAUAUAUUAUAAAAACAGGACAUAGACUUGCUCUUUUUGACUUGGAAGUCAACACAUUCAAGGAAUUACUGUGCUGAAAGUCAGUAGUGCUUUUAGAAAGUAUUUUCCCCCACUGCUGCCAAAAACUACAACGAAGAUAAACCUCUACAAUACUUAAGACUGAAUGAUUUCCUCUGUAAUUUUUUUCUCCUCUAAAGCUUUCAAAGUGAAUAAUCAGCACUGAGGGCAGGAGGAUGGUGUUAGUUUAACAACACCAUAAAGAAGACUGCUGUUUCCCACUGAAUUGAUGUACUUGCAAUUAAUCCUUUGCUCUGUAGCUUUUUUUUUUUUUGUAUUCUGGUGCAGUUGUCAACCCAUGGAGUUCAUCCUGGACGUGUGUGCCAGCACCAAAGACCCACAUGGAGAAUACAGCCUGGUAGGUUUGUGCUGAGCAUGCACAGAUUGGGGCUGUGAGUGCACAGACACUCAGGGCUGCUCAUCCAAAAACCAAAUCCUGUCCUCCUGCUUCAGACAGGAGCUGUCUUGGUUGACAUGAGGUAGGAUCUGCCUUUCAGAUCUGAUGUUUUCAGUUAGUAACAAGGCACACUGCUAAUGUAUACUGCUGUUAUUUUAUAAUUUUCCCAGCAACUGAAAUACACACAUUCCUGAGGAUAAAUCUGGCUUUGCGGUCGCAGAUGUUUUAGGGCUUUUUUUAGCUCUGUCUGCUGUAUCUUGGCACAAAUGCUGUUCUCUUCUUAACCAUGCCUUUAGAUCUUACUAGUAACUUACUUUUUCUUCCUAGAAAGCCAAGAUAUGUGUGCAUUUAGGUACAGUCUGGGAGUUCAGUAGGUGGAGGUGGGGAGGCAGUGCUCAGCCUCAUGCAAUAACUGCCAUUUGGAGAUUUCUCCCUAUGCAGGUCCCAUAGGAGGCUGCAAGCAGGUGAUUAACUCUGAUGUUGAUUACCAAACUCCUUUCAGCUGUCACUCAUCUUCUGUAUGUAUUCCUUCUCAUGAACAAAUAGCUUUCAUAUUCCAAACAGAGUUAGUAAAAUCCAGGCAGUUCAGAGGAGAUACAAAGGCACACCUUUCGUGGGAAAUUGUGCUGGAAAUACUUCUCACCUUCUGUUUAGAUGAAUGAAACAGUUCUCCUUUCUAUUUAAUGAGCAUGAGUGUAAAUAUGGUUGCUGUACAAAGAAGGUAGAUUCAUCUGCAUUGGAAAAAGUUCCUUGCAUUUUUUAGAUGUAAUGAAGCAUGAGCUAAAUUGCUCAUGCAAAAUGCUGCAUUCAGCACUGACGCUGAUGCAUGUGCAAGCUUGCAGCAUUUGACUUCCUUGGACCUUAUCUCUGAUGGAUCUCUGAGUAUCCAGGUUCUGGUUUAUGUACUUGCUAUCAAGAAAUGAGUGGUGCAAGAGGUCAGUUUUUGAUAUCAGCAUCAAGCAAAAUCAGUGCAGUGGGUACUGAGCUUCAGCUAGCAUUGCAUGGAGCAAUAUGCUGCUUGCUGCUAAUGGCAGGGGCUGGGGAUUGCAGUCUUGUGGAGAAACAGAGGUGUUUUGUGUGUUUGCUGUAAGAGUACACUGAGGAUACCCUUCUCAGUGUGUUUAUUGUGUGAGAAGAUCAGAAAGUGCACACAAGAAGAAGGAUUAGGAGCAGAGCUUCAGAAGGAUCCCCAAAGGUGAGCUCAGAUUACAUGUGUGCUUGGAGCAAAUUUCUGUGCUGCUGCCACGGACCUCCCAAGGAAGCAGAAGUCACUGUUGAUGUCCUGUACACGUGUGCUUGGUGUUUCUUAAGUAAUCUUAGCAGAUGGAUAUUUACUGAACAAAAAAUAGAAGAUGUUAUUGUUCUUCAUUGCAGAGUGGCACAAAAACAUCUACCCAUGCUGGUAGCUGGUGUACCACACUAAUAUCAGUGUGCUUGUUCUUAUGACUUCAUUUGCAGUCAGCUAUUCCUUUGUCACCUUAAAAAUCUUUAGCCAAAAUAAAAUAAUGUCCAUCUUCAUUUAAAUCACCCUUAUCAGAAUGAUGUUUGGAUUGAUCAGCAGCUCUCUGGCUGGGUACCGAUUUCCAGAUGGUCAUUUCUGUGUCACCACGUUCAGGCUCUCUAUAAAUAAAGCAAAUGCAUUGCUUAAAUCAUUAUCAUGUAGUGUUAAUAUGCCUAAAGGUUGUUACUUUUCAGCAUUAGUUAGUGUUUAUGGUUUCUAAAACCCUGCAACCUUACUCAAGCAGCUUUAGAAGCAAGAUGUCAUUUAUGUCGCUUUUGGUUCUGUGCACCCUGCUGCUAAUUCCUUUUUGAUGUUCUGAGUCAUUUUUCCAGUGGGGAGCUUUGCAGAUCCAAAACAGGCAUGAAGUUUUUCAGAUAAAAAUUUAAUUACUUACUUGCAAAUCAGCUCUCAUUCUUCUGGAUAUGUUUUGAAAACUGGGAAUGUUCUGAACCAUGCAGUCUUUGCUGAAGUAAUGCUGUUCAGAUCAGUUUGUCCUGUCCGUGUAACUUCUGCCUAUUUCCUAAUAAUUCAUAAUAAUGUUAAUGGCUUACAAGCACGCAAACCUUUGAGACGUGACCUUUUACUCUCUGCUGCAUUUCUUGUCUUCAGGAAACAAGAGCAGUUUCACUAAUUGAUUGUUUCAGUCAUGUUGUAUAAUUGCUUUUAAUUCGUUUCCGCUGUUGCCUGCUCUGCCAGUAAUCUCACUGUAAUAAACAAGAUGGAGCUCUACCUGUUGUAAAAUACCUCUGGAUAAGGGAGGUUUGCAUUUCUUAGCACGGACACGUUGUGACUUCAGUUAUUUGAUCCUGAUUCUUUGGUUCUGACAUUUUGUCAGCAAAAGUCUGAGGCACAGACGUGUGCUUGGCCAGGUCCUGGAAAGCAAAUAACAUGGCAAGCCAGGAGCAGAACACCAGCUUCUGUGUCUCCAUCGAGUGCUGCAGGCACUGAACCAAGCAGUUUCCUGGCUCUUGAGGAAAAAGCAGUAAAUCUUUCAUGCAUUUAUUCAGGUGAACGAGACAGGUUUGUGUGCUGAAGAUGUUAUUAAUAUUCUUUACCCGGUUUUGUUAGGACUUCUGCUUUUAUGGGAGGUGAUGUCUUUUGUUACAAUUUGACAUGGGUAGGUUUUUUGGUUUUUUUUUCCCCUCUUACUGAUUCCUGAAAUGAUCUGUUAUAAAUUUUAAGGGUUUUCAGUUGUUGUCUCCCAUCUGUGUUAAGGUUUUAUUUCUUCCUUUCCUUGCCUUUGACAGCAGUAAAUUGCAGCAGCUAUUAAUAUUUUGGUUUUGACACUAAGGCAGCCAACACAGAGUAGUCUCUUGUUGUAAACACAGAGCUGCUAAGUAAAUAGAUACAAGUGAUUAGGAAGGGGAAACAAAGGCAGCUUGCUCACUGCUUCCUACCAAUGGAAGCAUAUUUGGCUUUCACCCUUGACUCUCCAAAACCAAAGCAAACUGAUAGUUUGGGGUCACCAAGAUAAUUCUUUUCCCUCUGUGUUGUCUGUAUAACCACAGCCUUCAGACUUUCAGACUAAAUCCUGCACUGCCAACAGGUUUGUUAACAGAAGAAGGAAGAAAACGUAAACAGUUAUUCUGCAGAAGGGAAGAGAGAAUGCAGUUGCUGCAGUAGGGAUCGCCCUUGACACACUGACUUACAACAGAGCUGACACAAAGGACCUUCUCCCUACUGUCUUAAGUUUCAGCUGCUUGGAUGGGAUGUGCCUUUUGGUUCCUGAAUGGAAGAACAGAUGUCUUUCAGAGCAGUGCAAAGUCCCAGAGAGAAGGAGCAGGCCUGGCUGGGGUCCAUGCCCACACGGUCCUUUUCUCCAUUAUUUAAUGGCAUCUUCAAAGAAUACAGUGAUGUCUGCUGCCAUGUACAGUCUUAAGGACCUUCUUUUUUCUCCUCCCAUGCCGAAUAUCUUCACAUUCUUACACUGACAAAACCCACCUCUUAUAAAGUGCUUACCGUUGUAACCUCUCGGUCUAUAAAAUGGGCUCAGUGGCCUUUAUGAUGUUGUAGAUGACACACAAGUGGAUCCAGGCAACUAAUUUAGCAAGUGGUUUUUCUUAGAAAUGGCACUCCCACCACCAUGGCACUUAUGUUCUGGCCAGUUGGGUGAAAUAGGGCUGGUAGAAUCACUCAGUUGGAUGGAUACACGAAAGGCCUUGUUCUUUUUGGGAAUCAGCUGGUGGCCUUUGGGAGCUCUGUGUUCAGUGUAGUCACCAGAGCAAUGUCACUGUCAGAGAAUUGUCCUGAUGAGUGUGAACACCACGGUCUGGGAAGGUUUCCUGGUGCACUUGUGUGAAUGGUACAUUAUCCAGGUUCUUACAAUGUGAGAAGCUGUUAGCUGGUGUUGUGUUUCAGAGGCAGCUGGUGUCAGAGGCUGUGUGCAGUCAGGCAGUCUCUGAAGUGUCUCCAGACACGUAGGCACUGACCUGCUGCUCAUAAAGGCCUGGGCUGGGGAUUACAGCCUCUGUGUUCUCCUGAGAGCUGCAAGGUUUCCUUUCAAAACCACCCACAGGUUCAAUAAAUCACAGGGAAACUCUUCAGAAUCCCUGUAAGCACACAUUAAGCAUGCCCUUUGAAUAAUGGUAAAUUUGGGGUUUUAGCUCUUCACAAUUGCAGUUUGUGUGAACUGCACCUCCUCUCUUUAACACAAACGUGUGUGAUAAAGAAGUACUUUGUAAACAUAGGGUAUAUUCCCUCCUAGCAGCUGAGUAAUAAUCAGUAAUGAUUAUUUCAAAAAUGUACUUGUUCAGGUCUCUUUACUUCUUGUAUCAACGUGCUGUAGCUGUGUAUUUUUAUCAUUCAGUGCCUUUGGUACUGUUUCAUGUAUCCUUUUAACCAUCUGUUGUAUCUUAAGCAAUGCUAUAUCGUGUUUUUCUUCUCUAAAACACAAAACCCAGCUCAGGUUGUUGUCCGGGCUGCUAUUCUGUGAUCAAUGUUAAUGUAUUAAGCUUCUGAAAUGAAUGAAAUAUGCAGUGCUGGCAUAAGUCAGUUGGUUUUUUGACUUUGCUGUUGGGAUGAUUUCUAUUUCAGUAGGGUGUAAAGUGAGCAAUUUGGAGCUGUUGCUCAAAUGUUGUGGUUUGAAUUGCAUGCAAAUACUUGUUUGUUCACAUCUUCAUC